This is a messenger RNA of Trichoplusia ni (cabbage looper), 1774 nucleotides long. RefSeq lists its product as uncharacterized. The record is from RefSeq and is a predicted model, not a curated record. Bases 203 to 1567 code for a protein of 454 amino acids. NCBI's taxonomy places the organism in Eukaryota, Metazoa, Arthropoda, Insecta, Lepidoptera, Noctuidae. The transcript has 9 exons.
AAAUAAAUUCCAAAUAAGAAUGAUUUUUGUGAUACAAUAAAUACUUUUUCGGGAGCGUGUCACAUAGAAAUUAGUGCUUACACAAGAAGAACGUUCUUUGACAACAAUUUUACGUUCCUAGAUUAUUUUGCCGAAAAGGAGGUUUAAGUUAUUUAUCAACUUUUUUCUUGCAGUAGGAAUUGUUCAUGGGUUUUAUGGUAGUAUGAGAUUUUUAUGCAAAAGUUUGGUUGUAGAUGGCGAGAGUGGGGCUGACAGCAGAUCAGUAACGACUGUGGUGUUGAUACACAAGGAGUUCGUGGUCGGGCCGGCUUCAGACAUCGGGCCCAUGCCUAAGACUAACUUCAGGAGGAACUCCCGUGUGCUACUGGGCGAGGGCUGGGAGCGUCCGGGGCGGCGCGUGCGCAACUACGUGCUGCACGACGAGUACGGCGAGACCUAUAACACUGUGGCUUUAGUGCAACUCAAGGAUCCUAUUAGAGAUUUGUUAAUAAGACCCUUGUGUCCACCGCCGGAAAUUUUAAGGAAUCCAACGUUUUACGUCGUCAGGAUGAAAGAUGAUUUUGAUAUCCUUCAGAAAGAAGUCAUCAAUGUGGUGCAUAUCCCAGGAGAUAUGUGCAAGGAGUUUUACGUUGCUACCAAUUUGUACAGUAAGAGGAUGCGCCCGCCCCACGUGGCGUGCGCGGUGUCGGUGAGGGCGGAGGGCGUGUGCGUGUGGGGCGCGGGCGCGGCGCUGGUGGCGCGGGACGUCUGGGGGCGCUGGCUGCUGCUUGGUGUAGGUGUCAGGGGUCCUGGCUGCACAGCCCCCUCCCGCUAUCUGGACAUGAUGAGCUACUACCCCUGGAUAGAGACCAGCCUUGCCAAGUUCGACAGAAUCACCAUCUCCAAAAUCAGCAAGCAAAAAUAUGUCUUACGCUCUAGCCACGCCUACCAGAGAUUCGGCGCUUGCGAUGAGGAAGAGAAAGUCAACCUCAUAUUCAGGGAGGUGUUCGUGCUACGGACAAACAACGAUCAGUACCAGUUCUUAACAUACAAUUUGACUAUAAUUGAAAACGUAGAAUACAGUUGCCUGACACUGGAACUUACGAACGCAUCAGCGGUGUCUGAGAUGAGAGUCAAACAUUAUUGCCCAAGAAUUAACUAUGGACCGGCUUGCUAUUAUUACAAAGGAUCACUAUUCGAAAUAUCAGUGUACCUAAUGUUUUCAACAACGUGUCUAUUCGAGAUGUUCGCUUGGGGCUUCAAGAAGAACAUGAGUCUGAUCGACAUUCAGGAGUGGAAGUGGGAGGAGGGGACUUACUACGAGGACUUCACGAUGCAGAGGGUUGAGUAUAGAGGCCAGCCUUACCAGACGGACUUCGGCUACGAGCCCCUGGACACCGCUAUGUGGGUGCCCGAGUACGAUGCCUGGACGACCACGGAGUUGGAUAACAGUACCACGCCGACAUCCGCUCCUGUUAUGGGUAAGUGGACUGUUGGAGUUGUUGCUCUAGUGGUUACAGGCUCUGACUGCUGUUUGGAUGGUCGUGGGUUCGAUUCCCACCCAGGAUGUUUGUGUGAUGAGCCAUGAGCAUGAUCGUUUUGUUCUAUGUAUAUUAUGUGUGUAUUUAGAAAUUAAUAAGUAUGUUUAUCAAUUAUCUAGUACUUGACUGCUGUCAAACUAUUAUUUUUACGCGAAAUUUUAAAUGGUUUGACAUAAGUUACAUUUGAUACGUUGUAUUUAUUUCCAGCGCAAAUGCACGUAUUUUUCAAUAUCAUGUUUAUUUCUCUUUUCAAA